AUGUAUAUUCUUAUCCAGGUUUUAAUAUGGGAAGAGAGCUCAGAGGGUUAUCUAGAUUCAUAUAGCACAGUGACCUUCAACACUGACUGGAGAUUCUGGGUAGAGCAAUACACCUAUGUUAGUGUCAAAAUGGAGGUCAAAUGCAAGACAAUCACUUGCAUGACUCUGAGCAAACAAAAUGACCCUCAACCAAAACCCUGUCGUAAAUCCAUCAGUCCUCUGUUAUAUACAAAGCAGUACAUCCACAAUAUUUACCACGAACGUAACACACGGUUAACACUCCCCUCCGAUGCUUCAACACAGGAUCUAAACCUCCCCUUUUAUCCCCAACAGCUGGCUGAGAGUCUGGACCGGGCGGAUCUGCAGCUGGUGACAGAGCUGUGGUUCACUGAGCAUGCCUUUGGACCCGACCACCACAAUGCUAUACAGUGUGUGUCAGCCAGGACUCUCAAUCUGCACUUCUCUCCCACCAGGGGCCUUCACUACCAUCUGCCGGUUCUUUUCGAUUACUUCCACCUCUCUGCUGUCACCCUCACCGUCCACUGUUGUUUGGUAGCACUACAUCAACCCUACAUCAAGUAA
Molecule: messenger RNA, 582 nt
Organism: Penaeus chinensis
Lineage: Eukaryota; Metazoa; Arthropoda; Malacostraca; Decapoda; Penaeidae
Product: protein FAM135B-like
Exons: 4
Coding region: 1-582 (193 amino acids)
Source: RefSeq, a predicted model, not a curated record